Pangasianodon hypophthalmus (striped catfish) is the source of this 4825-nucleotide messenger RNA. It is a transcript of the gene stk10, whose product is annotated as serine/threonine kinase 10. The record is from RefSeq and is a predicted model, not a curated record. Gene Ontology annotation, molecular function: protein serine/threonine kinase activity; ATP binding. Gene Ontology annotation, biological process: protein phosphorylation. NCBI's taxonomy places the organism in Eukaryota, Metazoa, Chordata, Actinopteri, Siluriformes, Pangasiidae. The transcript has 19 exons. Bases 406 to 3258 code for a protein of 950 amino acids.
CUUCAGUCGCUACAGGUGGGCGCGAGGGCUUCACUGACUGUCGCGCGCGCGCCUCAGGAUGACUCCGUUAGCAUUUUAGCUAAUUUCUUCUCGAAUAAACGCUGUGUUUAAUUUCUCUCUUUUUUUAUAGUUACAAAUACAUUUUUAUUUAUAGUUUUUCAAACUUCCGUCAGCGACGAUGAAGUUUGCUGUCACACAGUGGAAUAUCGGAUAACGCGAGUUUUGUGACUUGUGAUUUUUGUUUUUUUUAUUUUUUUUUUUGAGGGAGAAAAAAAUUUACCUCACAAACACACACGCGUGCACGCGCACCAACACACGCGCGCUGGCAAACUAGCUAGCUAUCUCUGUAGUCAUUAAAACGCGUAAAUUGUUGGAUUUUUUUAAUCGUAUUUUUUUUAAUUCAACAUGUCGUUGUUCGGCAAAAUCUUCCGUCUUCCGACUGACAAGAAGAAAGUGAAGCAGUACGAACAUGUCCAUCGGAACGUGAACCCGGCUGAAGUGUGGGAGAUUGUGGGAGAACUGGGCGAUGGAGCUUUCGGCAAAGUUUAUAAGGCCCGGAACAGAGACACGGGCGUCCUGGCUGCUGCUAAAGUGAUCGAGACGAAGAGCGAAGAAGAGCUGGAGGAUUACAUCGUAGAGAUCGACAUCUUGGCCACGUGCGACCAUCAGUACAUCGUCAAGCUGCUCGACGCUUUCUUCUACGAUCAGAAGCUAUGGAUCAUGAUCGAGUUUUGUCCUGGGGGAGCCGUAGACGCCACCAUGUUGGAGUUGGAUCGCGGUUUGACGGAGAAGCAGAUUCAGGUGAUCUGUAAGCAGAUGCUGGAGGCUCUGGUUUACCUGCACAGUAUGAAAAUCAUCCACAGAGACCUGAAGGCGGGAAACAUCCUGCUCACGCUGGACGGAGACAUCAAACUCGCUGAUUUUGGUGUGUCGGCGAAAAACACCAAAACUCUGCAAAGGAGAGACUCUUUCAUCGGGACUCCGUACUGGAUGGCUCCCGAGGUCGUGAUGUGCGAGACCACGAAGGACGCUCCGUACGAUUACAAAGCGGAUAUCUGGUCUUUGGGAAUAACGCUGAUCGAGCUGGCUCAGAUCGAACCUCCGCACCACGAACUCAACCCCAUGAGAGUCCUGCUGAAAAUCGCCAAGUCCGAACCUCCCACACUGGACCAGCCGUCCAAAUGGUCGACCAACUUUAAGGAUUUCCUGAAAAGAGCGCUGGAUAAGAAUCCCGAGUCGCGCCCGUCCGCCUCUCAGCUCCUCGAGCACCCCUUCAUGAGCUCGGUGAAGACGAAUCGUCCUCUGUUGGAGCUGGUGGCUGAAGCCAAAGCUGAAGUGAUUGAGGAGAUGGAAGAGGACAGCAACGAGGAAGCAGAUGAGGACGAGAAUCACGACAUCACGGCUCCUCCGGGGAAAGAUCCCUCAGAAACGAGUCAGACUAGUUUAGAAGGCGACCAAACGCCUCUGCCGGAGAGUCCCAUCGACUCCGAGUCGCUGAAACUGGAGAAAAAGCUGUCCGACGAGGACCGGGACAAACCCUCCAGCUCGGAUUCUGGGAUCGAGGACGGAAAAAGCACGCCGACGUCGGAGGAAGAAGGAAAAGGGGCGGAGUCUCUGGAAUACGAGUGCGAGCCGCCGCCGUCGCCGCUCCCCGUCAUCAAAACUGCAGAGCCGGAAGAGCACGAGGAGCAAGAGAGCAGAGCCGAGGACGAGAGCGAAACACCGAGUGUCCCUCUGGCAGUGCGGCGCGGAAGCGCGUUUGAAAAGCGUGAACAGGAAGAAGACGUUCUGCCUCACGCUAAAAUGAACAAGCGGUGCUCGGACUCAGGGAGUCAGGCGUCGGAGAGCCUCAACAUCAGCCUGAGCUCCGCGGGGAAUAGAGACUGUGAGUCCGGCAGUGCUCGGGACUCUCGGUUAUUCAGACGAACUCUGAAGCGCACUCGUAGGUUUUUGGUGGACGGGGUGGAGGUGAGCGUCACCACAUCUAAGAUCAUCGGAGAAGAUGAGAAGAAGGACGAGGAGAUGAGAUUCCUCAGGCGACAGGAGCUGAGAGAGCUGCGACUGAUCCAGAAGGAGGAACAUCGCGCUCUGUCUGCUCUCAACGCCAAACUGGAGACUCAGAGAGAGCUCAUGCAGAGACGCUUCGACCAGGAGAUGAACGCGAAGAAGAAGUACUACGACACGGAGCUGGAGAACUUGGAGAAGCAGCAGAAGCAGCUGAUAGAGAAGAUGGAGCUGGAACACGGCGUACGUCUGCGCGAGGAGACGAGACGAAUCCGGCUGGAGCAGGAGCGAGACCUGCACCGAUUCCAGGACAAGAUGAAACAGCGCAAGAAGGAGGUGAAACAUGAAGUGGAGAAGAUGCCGAGGAAGAUGAGGAAGGAGAGUUUAAAGAUCCGCAUGAACGAAUUCCAGCUGACAAAAGCCUCUGAGGAGGAACAGUUCAGAGCAGAUCAGAAUAAUUAUCUGGACUCGACUUUGAAAAGCAUCAUCAUUCAGAACAAGAUGGAGAUCGCAGACGCCGAGCGCAAAUGUCUCGAAAAGAAGCAGCAGCUGAUCAGAGAUAAGGAAGGAGCGAUCUGGGAGCUGGAGGAGAAAAACCUGCAUGAGAGAUGGCAGCUCCUCAAACAGCAGCUGAAGGAACAGUACUUCCUGCAGAGACACCAACUGCUGAAGAAACACGAGAAGGAACAAGAGCAUAUGAACUGUUAUAACCUGCGUAUGAUCGAGCUGCUUAAAGUGCGGCAGCAGCAGGAGAGGAACAGGCUGCCCAAGAUCCAGCGCAGUGAAGGAAAAACUCGCAUGGCCAUGUUUAAGAAGAGUCUGCGCAUUAAUUCCUCAGGCAGCGCCUCAGAAGAUCGCGAGAGGGUCAAACAGUUUGCCAGGCAGGAGGAGAAGAGGCAGAAGGCAGAGCGGCUGCACCAGCAACAAAAACACGAAAACCAGAUGAGAGAAAUGAUCGGGCAGUGUGAUGGGAACCUCCGAGAACUCCAACAACUACAGAACGAGAAAUGUCACCUGCUGGUGGAAAACGAGACUCAGAGGCUGAAAUCGCUGGACGAACAUCACAACCAGAUGCUGAAGGAUUGGAGAGCGCAGCUGCAGCCUCGCAAGAAGGCUCUGGAGGACGAGCUGAACCAGAGGAAGCGCGAGCAGGAGAAUUUCUUCCGGAUGAGUGAGGACUCGGAGUGUGUGAACCCGAGCUCUCCCACCAGACACACCAAAUUCCUGCCGUACUCCGACUCCUCCACCACUUAGGACUCCGCCCACCGGCUACGCUCAGCCAGUCACGAGCCUUGUGCUCCUCUUUAGCCCCGCCCACUAGUCCAGGUAGAUCAUUUACUCGUACAGGAUUCACACACGCUCGCUUUUUUUUUUUUUUUUUUGCAUGUCGUAUUAUUAUUAUUAUUAUUAUUAUUAUUAUUAAAACCUGAAUUGUUUUAUUUUUUAUUAAAUAAUAUAGAAUAAAAAUUGACGUAUCCCAGAUGGGUCUUAAAACCUAAAAUAAAAUCGGAGAUAUAAAUACUUAUAUAUUUUUAAAAAUCUUAGGUUAUCUUUUUUUUCUGAACGGGUGAAAAAAAUCCUUAAUAAAGCCACUUUAACUGUAUUUUCACACCAAAGCCAGUAAUCAGGCUUUAUUACUGUUAUUACUAUUAUUAUUAUUAUUAUUAUUAUUAUUAAUAUUAACAAUAAUUAUUAUUAUUUCUGGUCAGUGUGAUAUUUUAUUUAUCAGAGUAUCUUCAAACUAUUUCUUGUCUAACAAACAAAUCAUAAAAAUAUUUAGCGUUGCCAAAUAAAAUGUACAGAAAAAAGCUUGAAAGCGUUUUUUUUUCUUUUCUAUUCCCUUUUAAAAAUGAUUCUAUUAUAUAAAAAUAAAAAAGCAAAUAUUAUAUUCUGCUUUCUAACAGUGUCGCCUGUUUGUAUGUCGUAUAAACGUUUAGUUUGUCAGAUGUUUUAGUUUUAAGUGACGGUGAGAGAAAUUGGUACUUUUUUUUUUUUUUUUUUUUGGCGGUUUGUAUUUACUUACUGUUUUUUGUUUUCGGCACCAAAAUGUGUCACAGAUUUACUGUAAAGCGCAACACUGGAUAUAAACAGGAGAAAAAAAAAAGAAAAAUCACCCACACAAUAUUAUUAACACGAGAAAUUAUUAACAAAAUGUAAUAAUAAUAAAUAUUAUUAAAUAUGUGUAAUGUAAUAAAGAGGAUUGUUGCUGUCUGGGGAAAAAACCUUCAAAAAAAAAAAAAGAAAAGAAAAAAAAAAGAAAGAAAAAGUUACUCUCAGUCUGCAUUGAGUUGUAAAAUAUAGUUUACCAAAAAAAAAAUUAAAUAAAUUUAAAUUUACUUUAUUUAAAUGUCACAUUACUAAAAUUACUGGAUUAUUUUUGUGUGCCAGAACAUCACGAUUAUUCUCUAACGUUAUUAAUAACAACAUAAAAUACAUCAACAAUAAAUGGAAAAAAUUCUAAAAGAAAAAAUUUGGAUUGAAAUAAAAAUCAACUUUGAAGGUUUUUAUCCAACAGCAAUCUAAAAAAUGUUUAUUAUUAUCAUUAUUAUUAUUAUUAAUUUGUUUACUCACUCUUUAAGCACUGACACUUACCUUUAAAGUGCAAUAUGUUUUUCCUGACGCAAUAUUUACCAUUUAUUCCUUUAAUUAUUAUUAUUUUUAUUAUUAUUGUUAUUUUUGCGGAGAAAUUCAGGUACAGAUCGGCCUUAAGUUAUCUUUGCGAACCCAAAGGUUAAUUUAAAUCAAUUUAUUUUCUGAACAUCAUCCAUCUGACUGCACUGUUUGUGAUUUGAUCUUAUUAUUAUUCUUCUGUUUUGGGAAU